Amoebophrya sp. A120 is the source of this 1637-nucleotide messenger RNA. The record is from the annotation of a GenBank genome assembly. Lineage: Eukaryota; Dinophyceae; Syndiniales; Amoebophryaceae.
UGAUCUGGUAUCCAGCGAAAGAAAAUGAAGAAGUAGUCCCGUGUGCGAGACUAUGCAGUGGAGUAUGACAAUGAUAAUGCAUGCGAGCGCAAGAAGAUCAAUGCAAAAAAUAAGAAUAACAACAAUACCGAUGCAUGAGAAGAACAAGAAGUCUACUUCCACUUCGCUUAGAGAAACAAACGACAGGGCUCUUUGCAUAAACGCAGUAUUUCAACAGAUGGCGCGUAUGCCCUCAUACAUAUUAUGUAUGUGUCCUGCCUUGUCCGAUAUUAUGUCAUAAUAUCGGACAAGGCAGGACAAUGAAAGAGUUCGUUUGCUGUGACAGCGCGGAAGUGCGCGCAAAUCUAUGUCUAUCACCCUUGUAGCACUAUUUCUUUGUUGUAUGCUCUUGCUCGUCUCCAGACGAGGAACGCAUUCGCACAUUCUUUCGUGCGAUACGUAGACGCCCUAGUGCAACGCAUUCGGACGAACAAGAUUACCAAGAGUAACGGCAAGGCCCAGCAAAAAGAAGGGAACACGCAGACAGGUGUCGAUAGCACGCGGUUUGUCCCGAAGUUUCGUCCAGUUGCAGGGCAGGAUCAGAUGAAAGCGUGUGCGUGAAUGUCUCGGGGGGCACAGGUUCGGGACGUUCGUAGCGAAAUAAGAACUCAUUUUUCAGGGACCUCAAUUCUGCGAUCGGAAACGUUUGCGGGCUGACAGCCUCUGAGAACUCGUGGAGAACCGCCCGACUGCACGCGGUGUUGCCCUAAUAGUUUUGGUUUUGCUUCCAUUUCGUUUUUCGGUCGGUGGAUGCUUCAAAAUGUCAACAGUUUAAUGAUGCCUGUGCCUGCUCGUGGUGAAAGAUCGUUCUUCUGCUGCAGCGUUGCGCUUGCAGCCGGAACGAAGUUGUUGAUCGAGCAUCUUCGUGCAUGGGGACGGCAGUGUUUAACGGUUGCGCGAAUACGAGGACAACUGUACUACAACUUACAUCGAUCAUCACUUGUGUACCAGAGCAAAAAACCCAUUGUUACUGCAGGUUUGACUAGUGCCACAUAUUUCAAGUCUCCUUUUGGCUGCUCAGUUUGGCAGACAAAGACACUUUUGGUACGCAUGGAAUUGCUAACUAGCAGUGCGAAAAACUGAAUAUCGCAUGCCUCCAGCGGAUCCUCUUACCUCAACGACAACGGUCGAUAGACAGUCGCGGGCUAGGUACCUUGAACUUUGUGGCGCGAGAUGCGGGCUUUCUCCCUCUGCAGUGGCGAUAGCUUUUUACGCGGCAACCGUAAGCCUGUGAAAAGUAUUUCGCUCACGAGCUGCAGCAUGAAAAUGCCGCCGGUACAGAAGGAUUAGCAAUGCAGAGCUCUAUCAUGGCUUGGCAGCGGUCUGCUGUGAGGCAGCUUUCAGUAUGUCUAUGUGCAGGUCUAUGUCAGAUGCGAUGCAGUUCAAUUGUUGAUCUCGUUGACGUUUAGGUGCACACGCACAGUUAAUUAAAAGCACAUGCGCAUCGUGGAGCGCUAGUGCGGCUGCAUAAGAUGCGCCCUCUACUUUUUUUCAAGUUUUUGUUGUAAUGUUCAUCACCCACCUGAAGCUGAAGCUGCGGCUGCCUUCCUACUUCGUUACUCGUAAACGCAAUCACUUUGCAUGUGGCGAUGCUUGCU